This is a messenger RNA of Rotaria sp. Silwood2, 1722 nucleotides long. NCBI's taxonomy places the organism in Eukaryota, Metazoa, Rotifera, Eurotatoria, Philodinida, Philodinidae. The record is from the annotation of a GenBank genome assembly.
AUGAUUAAUAAAAAAGAUGAACAACAAACAAGUCUUUUACACGAACCCAAUCAACAAAUGGAAGCACCUAUUCGAAAUGAAGACUUUCAAGUUACUGGUUUUGUGAUUGAUCAACAAAACUAUUUAUAUCAUUAUUGGCUUGCAAUUAUUUCAUUUGCUGUUGCCUAUAAUCUUUUAUUAAUACCAGCUCGAUAUGCAUUUAAUCAAUUGAAUAAAAAUUUAAGAAUUUUUUGGAUAUCAUUAGAUUAUACUUUUGAUAUAAUCUAUUUAAUUGAUAUUUUUCUACAAUCGAGAACAGGUUAUUUUAGUCAUGGUCUUUUUGUACAUAAUCAUUAUGUUUUAUCUCGUAAUUAUUUUACAUCACGUCAAUUUUAUUUACGUGAUCUUUUAUCUAUUAUUCCAACAGAUUUUUUAUAUUUAAUUCCAAAUUAUCGUUUUAUUUCUAUAAUACGUUGUAAUCGAUUUUUACGUAUUCAUCGUCUUUUUGAAUUUCAAGAAUUAACAGAAUCACGUACUAGAUUUCCUAAUGCAUUUAGAAUUUUCUGUCUUAUAUGUUUGACUCUUACACUUAUUCAUUGGAAUAGUUGCGCUUAUCUUCUUAUUUGUCAACAUCUGGGUUUUGGCACUGAUAGAUGGGUAUUACCAGCUGCGGCUAAAAAUGAAUCAGUUGCAAUGCUUUAUACAUAUUGUUUUUAUUGGUCAACACUUUUAUUAAGUACUAUCGGUGAUGUUCCAUUACCUGUAAAAAGAGCCGAAUAUCUAUUUGUAUUGUUUGAUUUUAUGAUUGGACAACAAGUUCGUGAAAAAAUGGAUGAAAUAAAACGGUAUAUGAAAUUUCGUUCCGUUAAUCGAAAACUUGAACAAAAAGUUAUAAAAUGGCUCGAUUAUUUAUAUACAAAUCGACAAGUAUUAAAUGAAGAAAUGGUUUUAAACUCAGAUUUAAGUGUUGAAUUACGUAAAGAUCUUGCUAUUAAAGUACAUUUAGAAUCCUUACAACACGUUACAUUAUUUCGUGAUUGUGAACCUAAUUUACUUAUUGAACUUUUAAAACCAAUUUUUUUUGGUCCAGGAGAUUAUGUUUGUCGAAAAGGUGAUAUUGGAAAAGAAAUGUAUAUUAUUAAACGUGGUCAAUUAGGUGUUGUAAGUGAUGAUGGAAAGACAACAUUUGUUGUACUUAAAGAAGGUUCUGUUUUUGGUGAAAUAUCUAUUUUAAAUAUUCCUGGUUCAAAAAAUGGAAAUCGUCGUACUGCAAAUGUUAAAUCUUUAGGUUAUUCUGAUUUAUAUACAUUAACAAAAGAAGAUCUAUGGCUUGAACUUGAUAAUUAUCCUGAAUCUUUAUCAAAAAUAAUUGAAAAAGGUAAAUCAAUAUUACGUAAAGAUAAUCUUCUUGAUGAAUCAUUAACUGAUUCAAAACGAUAUGUUGAACAAGAACAAUUAUUAAGUAUACAAGAUCGUAUUAAAAAAUUAGUUGAUAUAGAAAAAACAUUGAAUAAUCGUAUAACAACAUUUUUUGAUGGAUAUGUUGAAUCAAUACGACAAUUGAAACAACAAUUAUCAAAAAUGGAAUAUCAAUUUGGAGUAAGAAAACAAAGUAUAAGUUUAUCAAUGAAUGUACCAAUGUCAGCACCAGCAGUUCCAUUUUUUUUAAAUCAAUGGAAAUCAAAUACUUCAGUUAAUUUACUUAAAUUUAGAAGUAUACCAUCUAUGGAAUUUGAUGAUUAA